This is a messenger RNA of Oncorhynchus mykiss (rainbow trout), 361 nucleotides long. NCBI's taxonomy places the organism in Eukaryota, Metazoa, Chordata, Actinopteri, Salmoniformes, Salmonidae. The record is from RefSeq and is a predicted model, not a curated record.
CUCCCUCCCUCUGUAGAUAGUGUAUGUAGAUCCUAUGAAGGCCCUGGCAGCAGAGAUGAGGAACUACUUCAGUAAGCAGAUGGAGCCACUGGGCAUUGCUGUCAAAGAGCUCACUGGAGACAUGCAGCUAACUAAAGGGGAGAUUCUGCGUACACAGAUGCUGGUGACCACCCCUGAGAAGUGGGACGUGGUGACCAGGAAGAGCGUUGGGGACGUGGCCCUGUCCCAGAUUGUAAAGCUCCUCAUCCUGGACGAGGUGCAUCUGCUACACGAGGACAGAGGACCAGUUCUGGAGAGCCUGGUGGCCAGGACACUACUUUUAUUUUAUUUUUAUUUAUUUUACCUUUAUUUAACCAGGUAG